This is a messenger RNA of Hypoxylon fragiforme, 3400 nucleotides long. RefSeq lists its product as uncharacterized. NCBI's taxonomy places the organism in Eukaryota, Fungi, Ascomycota, Sordariomycetes, Xylariales, Hypoxylaceae. The record is from RefSeq and is a predicted model, not a curated record. Gene Ontology annotation, molecular function: protein binding. The transcript is spliced from 5 exons. Bases 528 to 3215 code for a protein of 895 amino acids.
AUUUGAAACAGUGUCUUACCCUUAGUUAGGCGUACUCGUGCUGUACAUAUGCAAACACCCGGCUUACGGUUUACAGUGGAUAUUUUUGGGAUUUUUUCUUCUGCCAUAUGUUCGACUUGAAGUAUACGGCCGAAUGUAUCCCUUCUUGGGGAUUGGUGCCAGGACCUACUGGCGGUAGCACAGCAGAAGUCUAGGCGGAUACGAUAACCCUCAUUUGUCAACACGCCUUGGAAGGACAGGCUCAAUCUAUACAGGACAAGUAAUACGAUAUUAGUCGAGGCUAAAAGAAAGGUACACUAGAUUUAUCAUAAGAAUGUAGGGAUUUCUCCUUCAUCUCAAGGAGAUGAACUAAGUAACCUUGAGAUGACAGAGAAUUACUAACCAAACCUGUUGCACUACUAUUCCAAGCUCAGCCAACCCUUGUCACACUCAACACAAUGAAGCGAGGCAGCUAAACCAAUUCAUCAAGCCGUGGAGACUAACCGGAUGUAAGAUGCCUACCAAAUAACGCGACAGCUGUCACUACAAUGAACGAACACUAUACGAGCAACCUCGCUACUCGAAUUCGUGAUGGAGCAUCCCUGGAGCAGGUGAAGAAGUUUAUCGAGAAUGCUGAGAAUAAGAACGAAUGUGUUACCGCAAAAACUUUACGUGAUGAAACUGCUCUCCACAUAGCAGCCAGAGAAGGGGAUGUCAACAUUCUUCGUCUGCUUAUCGACAAUGCUGAGGAUAAGAACAAAUAUGUCACUGCAAAAAAUUGGACUCAUCAAACUGCCCUCCAUAUAGCAGUUGAGUUCUGCCAUGCUGACAUGGUUCGUCUACUUAUCGAGAAUGCUGAUGACAAGGACAAAUAUGUCACUGCAGGAGGUCGGUACAAUGAAACUGCCCUUCACCUAGCAGCUGAAAAAGGAGACGUCGACACAGUUUGUCUGCUUCUCGAAAAUGCUAAUGAUAAGAACGAAUAUGUCACCGCAAGAACGUCAUAUAAUGCAACUGCCCUCCAUUUAGCAGCUAAAAGGGGAGACGUUGAUACGGUCCGUCAGCUUCUCGAUGUUGCUGAGGACAAGAGAGAAUAUAUCAGCGCAAGGGAUCAGCGUGGUAAAACUGCCUUCCUUAUCGCAGUCGCUGCUGACAACGGGGGCACUGUUUCAUUUCUCUUGGAAAAUGGAGCAAAAGUAACGGAAGAAGGCUGGGGUGAGGAAACAGUAUGGGAUCUCGCAGUUCCUGAAAAGGGAAAUGAAGGGGAAGUCAUUGCUGAUUUUAUUCUUCGAGAAGAAGUUGAGAAUCAACGUGUGAAACAGCUCCGUUGGGGUUUUGGUAAAUGGGAGACAAUAGAUGGCAAUAGUAUGGCCCUGAUAAAUAUGCUCCUCGGUCUUAUCGCUCGCCUCAUAUCACAGGAAUGCCCCGGAAACCGUGACGAAGGCACCAAAAAGUCCAUACCAACCCUCAUGUGCAUCCUCGGCCAAGUUCGUCGAGAAUUCCACGAAAGCCAGGAGGCACCCCAGCACUUGAGAUACAGAGAACCUUUGUGCAUUUUUCAAACUUUGAAAUAUUCAGAAUGUAAACAAGUUGGUUCCAAAGAUUUCGUUUCCCUUGUGUUGCCUUUCAUUUUCAUCGAUGAGUUGUUGACCAUAGAAGAGAGGAAGACAAGUCGUAUCAACGUUAAAUCACUAAAGUAUUGCAAUAGCGAAACCGGAAAAUGGCUCGAGAAUCAUAUUGCGCAUACAUUAGAUGAGUACUGCCAUCCAGCGUUGCCCCAAGAUGUUCUUGAGUUCCGCAACCAUGACCAGGUACUAAGUCGUCACGAAAAGAAGAGACAACAAAGGGGAAAUGCUACACAAACACUGCCCAACGAUAUCGAUGGAGGACACCCCUUCGAGUUUCUAGGUGAGCUAUGGAUUUUUGCAUGGGCAUAUCUCCGUAAGCUUGGUUAUUUGAUAGAUCUAGGAACGUGGAAAAUGCCCGAGGGUCACCGGCAAAAGAGGACGGUAGCCAACAAGGAUCUAUCACCAACAAGUGCAGUCUUCAUCCACCAAACUUGGAUUUGGAAAAUUGACAACCGUGUGAUCGCAACCCUACCGCUGGAAAUGAAAUAUGAUUUACAUUCCAAGGGGAUAUUUGAGAAAGAUGGGCAUGUAGGUAUCGCAUUUGUUCUUAUGUAUCUUGUGGAACUCUUCGAUAAACCCUCAGGCAGGACACACACAUCGCUCCUCAAAAUAUACGAGAAUGAGUUGUCCAUCAUAUCGGAGGAGGUCAAUUGGUACAUGAAGAGUGUGCUUGUUGAGGACAUUGACAUCGACCAGGAAAAGGCUUUUUUCCACGAGAUCAGCGACCUUCGCGAAGAGCUUUCGAUGAUAAAAUCGGUACUCGCGGAGCAGGAGGAAGUGUGGGAGGAAUUCAUGAGCACGGCGUGGCCUCAUCAGGAGCAGCGUCAGCAGCAAGGUUAUCAAUCAUAUGCGAAAGAAACCGAACGUGGCGUGCCACAAAUUCCAGGCGGUUUUAAGAAUGAAGCAGAAUGGAACGCGGUCUGGCGGCCUCGAGUAUUAUUCAACAAAUACCGGCGACGAAUUGCGAAACUGGAAGAAGAUGCCGAGAGGGUGGAGCGAAAUAUUUCGACUCAGUUGGACCUAAAACAAAAGCACGCAGCCUUGAAAGAAGCCCACUCUACAGCUAUCGCGGGCGCGAUGGUAUUUGGCUUCACGAUCGUCACAGUCAUAUUUGCCCCCUUGUCGUUUGUUGCCGCACUCUUCGCACUCCCCAUAGACAAGUUCAAUGAAGGGAAAGCUGGAAACCAGCAGGAAGGUGUUUACUCAUCUAAUUAUGUUGGAAAAUGGAGUGCGGCUACCGUACUGAUCUCAGUUGCUGUGACUCUACUAGCGAUGUGGGCUGGGUUGCAGUUCGCAGGUCUCCACGUUUGGGGAAAGAAAGGGCUGCGAGCAUACAUUAGACAAAAAGCAAAUGCCAUCCUCGCAGAAGAAAGAAACGCGGGAGAGAAGAGCACGGUAGUUGAGGACAGGGGAUAUGAGGACACAGACAAGGACAUGGAAGAUGAGGAUACAGAGGAGGGGAGCACGCAAGAGAGGAAUAAAGAAGAGGGGGAGCGAGAGGGAUCAGUUGGGUAUAGGGCUAAGUCAAAGAGGCUUAUGGAAAGAUGGGGUACCCUUUUCAAAGGCAACAAGACCGCUGAUGUUGAGCGAGGGUAUCUAAAAACCUAAGAAGGUAUCGACGCGACACAGAGUGCCACUAUGAGGCUAUUAUAUAGGUAACCUAACCCAACUGAUGGGCUCGCUUCUACUUCAAUCGAUGUCUCUCCUUCGAUUGUGAAGAACUUCUUUCAUAAAGAGCUGUGCUAAUCCUAAAGUGUCCCUGGAAUAACUGUUCUGACCAGCCCAAUGACAAG